GCUUGUGUGUGUUUCAGGCGAUCUCUCAGGAUAAUGCCUAACCGUGUGAAGGUUGCUGGGGUUGCAGCAAUCGCUGGCUUUGUCAUGGCAGUUAUUUUUCUUAACAGCUCGUUUUUCCUGUCUGCCAACACAUACUACAUUAACAGUCAGUCGCCGCCAGGUGCGGCAGACAGGAGCGCUGCUGACGUGGAGGGGAAAAGUAGGAUCAGUGACGAGAGAAAGUCUCUUUCUGCGGAGUCGGCAAAGGACAGUCGCGGGAAACCCACGUGGAGCGACGAGGAUGUCCUCCUGUCACGUGGUGAGAAGGAAUGGCAAAAGCUGACUUGCGGACCGUCAAAACUCUUCCGCCCGAUUAGUUUGUCCACAGACAUCGGGAACCUGACUUUCUACGGCUUUCUGUCUGCCAAGUACGACCAGACAGUGACCGCACGUGCGCUGAAGGGCUGGAUGUUUGAGAAAAAAGAAAUCGAGAGUUUUCUAACUCUGUCACGUGACUUGCCCCUCAUCGACGUGGGCGCCAAUGUCGGGCUGGUGGCGCUGCAAGCCGCUCUGCAGAAGAGGACCGUGGUGGCCAUCGAGCCCAUCGCCGCCAACGCGCUCCGCCUUUGUCGAUCUGUUCUCGACUUCGGACACGCCGGCCUGGUGCACGUCAUCCAGAACGCCGUGUCGUCACGCGAGGGACACGUCACUCUGGCCACUCAGGCCGCCAACACCAGCACACUGUUCACGGUCAACGAAGCAGGCAGACAGUUCACACACGACCUGACCCUGGCCUACGCCAUCAAACUGGAUCGCAUCUUGGAGAUGUUACCCUUCCGACGGGCAGCACUCAAGAUAGACGUGGAGAGUCACGAGGGCCACGUGCUGGCGGGGUCACGUGAUCUGUUUAAAACGGUGGACGUGCCGCUGGUGUGGAUGGAGUGGCAGCACGUCAAGGGCCGCGCGACCUUUGGGGGUCAGUUUGUCGUCGACUUCAUGACUGCCCGCAACUUCCGCCCGCACCACGUCAUCUCCGGGAAACUUCUGGAAGGCGACUUCAUGUCCUGGCCCUUCACCGUGCUGUGGAAACGCGAUGAACGAGCAGCAGUUUGAUGUUAAUCUUUGACAGUGUGAGAUAUAUGCCUGACUUCUGUAAGGAUUAUUUUCAAAAGAUCAGCAAAGUAAUCAGUUUUUUAAUAUUCAUAACUUUAAUAAUUAUUUCAGAUAUGCACACUAAAUACUGGUUUACAUAAAGAUAUCGACAACAUAAAAGAUGCGUACGCUCCCUAUAGAAUUUUUAUAAUUUUUUAAAAAAUUGCUACAUCGAUAUAAUAGGCUGUUUUAGGUGUUUGUUAAAGGAUGUUUGUUUGCUACAAACAUUCAUCACCAAACAGGUUUAAUCUUUUUUUAAGAGGCUACCUGAGUUUAAAGAAAAGAUUGUACUUAUUUACUUAUGCGUGAUGGAUGUGACCUUCUAACAACUACAUUUAAAACACAAUUUUUCCUCAAAGAAUAGUCGUGUGGACUUUUAUUUCUGAUCUCGGUUGUAUUAAUACUCAAAAUAAGCCAGUCAUCACAUCGAGCACAGUAUAACUGAUUAAUGCUGAACAACAUCGAAAAAAUGAGAAAAACCUCUUGAUAGAAAAUGUUGUCAUUGUCUUGUUUAGAAAGACUGCAAAGAGCGGAGGGACCAUCUUAUGUUUCCACAGGACCUCAGCUAGGUGUCUGUUGCUUGGAGACAAGUUUCUAGAAUGUAUCCUAGCGGCUGGAAUUUUCCCCUAGUGGAGAUGUAACCUCGUAGUUGCCCAGAAAACUUCCCCCAGUCUCAUUAUUCACUAUUCUAAUGGCAGCCCGUCCCCCUUCAAAAGACAAGCAGGGUGAAACAUUUUUUCUGCAUGGUCGCGUUCACUUUAUUUAAAAAUAAUAAAUCCCAAAAUAUGAGAACAUAAUUAUGAUUGAAUUUUAAGAUAUAAGCCUUCAAACGUGGACAUUCUCACCUGCCAGUAGAAAAACAGAAAACAGUCAUGAGCUCUACCAUAGGUCAUCCUCCCUGUCAUGUUUUACCAUUAGCCUACUUCCAAGGGGGACAACCCAUGUUUCUUGAAGUAAUCAAGGGCGAUAAUGCAUGUCGCUAAUGUGUUGUGAUUGAUUUCAGUGGAGUCCCGUCGCCCCGCAGGUUUGAGGGAGGCGGUAAUCCGCAAAUUUUUUUCAUUAUUUUAUGUAUUUAGUUUGGUGCGUGUUGUGUUUGCCGGUGGUUUUUUUUCCUCCGCUGCAUCUUCGCUGUGCAGGACUGUUUAACUUUUUGGUUUUUUUUUUGGCGACUUUCGGAUUUUCCGCUGGCUUUCCAAGCUGUUAGACGAACUCAGGGCCGUGGAGAGCCAGUAAGGGCCCCGGGGCAGGCAAGUUGCUAAAACAUGGAGCUGGUCAAGUUGAUGGAUGGAAGAGUGACAAGAGACUAAAGACAGACACAAGUCAAGUCAGUAACAAAUGUUGUGCAUCUUCCCAAUCUCGUCAGUUGGCUGAUCAUCCACCAGCAGGUCAGUUGUACCAUGAAUCUGUAGCCACCUGUACACGUACGUGGUCGUACAUCUACUCCUCACUGACAGAAAACAAAGUGAAGGUCCCUCGUCAUCAUCAUCAUCAUCAUCAUCA
Molecule: messenger RNA, 2631 nt
Organism: Pomacea canaliculata
Lineage: Eukaryota; Metazoa; Mollusca; Gastropoda; Architaenioglossa; Ampullariidae
Exons: 3
Coding region: 34-1092 (352 amino acids)
Source: RefSeq, a predicted model, not a curated record